AUGUGGCUGUUCGGAUUCAUGUUGUUUGUCAUCGUGUGCAGCGCCAAGUGCACGGAGGCGGAUGUUUCGGUGGAGGCUGCUUUUCAAGGACGUUGUGGCCACGGGAGUCCUUGUGAGCAAUUGUGCUACGAGCUGCACGAUGGCAUGUACGAGUGCGACUGCUCGGAGGGAUUCGAGUUGAACAAAAAUGGCUAUAGUUGCCAAGAAAUUAAUUCUACCUCCAGCGACGAUAACGCAUCCAACGGCGAGGAGGACGUCCUUUAUCAGCGCGGUGCGUCGUUCAGCGCCAAACUCGACAUAUCCGAUCUGCACAUAUCGAUGAAAUCGUUCGACAGCGACGAUGACGAAGACGAUGGCGAUAAUGAUGGCGGUAAGGGUGGCACCGGUGGCCUGCAUCUGGUUGCGUCCGCUGCCGGGGACACCGGUGGCAACCGGAAGGCUCGACCGAACAGCAUCGACACGGGCGAUGAGCUGGCGCGAAGAAAAGCCAAUCAUAACUCCAAGCCGGCACCGGCGCGGCGCAACCGUGACGGAAAGGCGAGCCGGGCGGAAAAAUCCAUCCAAAACGAUGGCCCCGCGUUGGUGACUGCCUUCGGAGGUGGAGCUGGUGGCGGUAGUAAGCGACACGAUCAGCAGCAGCAACUGCAGCAGGAAAAGAAGAAGUCGUCCUCGGGGAGCGAACGGCGAAAAUACAACACAACAACCGAGGGAAGAGUUGGCACCGGUGCUAAUGACGCUGGCAGCAGAAGCAAUAUGCCACCGGCCACGAGUGAUAUGGAAAUCAGUGGCAUAUCAUUAUUACACUCCCAGCGCCGGCAGCGGCAUGACGAGGUGGUACCGGAAACGACAGUGUCAUCUGCAGCAGCAGCUGUAGCGAGAUUGGCGAAAGCACCGAGCGGCGAUGAUGUGGACGAUGAUGAUGAUGACGCCGAUGAUGCACCGGAAAUCAGAGCUCUGCCGCUGCUCGCCGGUUCACUGGAGGAGAACGCGGAGAAGGGCGAGCGGGCCGGCGGAAAAUUACCUCCGGAGGCGAUGGGUGGUGAUGCCGAGGCCAAUGAUUUCGCUCAGGCCGUGCGCCAAGAUAAUGCAACGCAGCGUGUUUCGGGAGGGGCGGCGAUAAGCCUACCGUGUACUCUUGAAUGUGGUCCCGAAGGAACGUGCUUCAAUGGGAUGGAAGGGUCAACGAUUGCACCCAUGCACUGUUUGUGUGCCUUUGGAAAAACUGGACCGCGGUGUGAAGAAGACACUAAAAUCAACACGCCUCGCUUCAGCCAACAUUCGUGGGUCGCAUUUCCCGCUCUGAGAGGAGCCUACAAACAUGUCCAGCUGCACGUCGAGUUUCGGCCCGAGUCUUUCGAUGGGAUUUUGCUGCUAACGGGCGAACGGGACGAUCUGACGGGAGAUUUUAUGGCCCUGCUGCUCCAUCAAGGCUUCGUCGAGUUCUGGUUCGACUGUGGCUCCGGCAUGGGACGCGUCAAGUCGGAGGAAACGAUCGUCCUGAACCAGUGGAACACGAUAACCAUCUACCGGCACCGCUGGGACGCGUGGCUCGUGCUGAACCAGGGCAACCGGGUGCAGGGCCGCUCGAAGGGGCUGUUCUCGCGCAUCACCUUCCGCGAGCCGGUUUUCCUCGGUGGCUACGGCAACAUCACCGGCCUGGACCGAAAGCUUCCCGUCAGCACCGGCUUUACCGGGUGUAUCCGAAAGUUUGUCGCUAAUGACCACGAUUACAACUUCCAGCCGGCGCCACUCGGCGACGUUACGCACGGGUUCGAUAUACAGGAAUGUAUCACCGAUCGGUGCAGUCGCUAUCCCUGCCAGCAUGGAGGAAAAUGUCUACCGUCGGAUGACGGCGCCAUCUGUCUCUGUCCGCUAGGAUUUGGCGGUGAUUUAUGCGAGAUGCGACUGGAUUUACAGGUGCCUUCAUUCAACGGAUCGUCAUAUUUACGCUAUGCACCGCUCGGUGAUAGCUGCAUCAUUUGGUUUGAGCUAAAGAUCAUCAUCAAGCCGCUGCUGGAGGAUGGGCUGCUGCUGUACAGUGGCCACCACGAGUACGGUGAUUACAUUUCGCUCUGCCUCAACAUGGGCUACGCCGAGUUUACGUACGAUCUGGGCAGCGGGCCAGCGACCGUCAGGAGCGAAUUCCCUCUUACCAUGGGACAAUGGCACACCAUCAAAGUCUCCCGAACGUCACGGUUGGCAGUGUUGAAGAUCGAUCAGCUGCCGGAGGUGAUGACGGUGUCACCGAACGGUUUCUGGCAUCUGUCGCUGCCGCACAGUCUCUACCUCGGCGGCGUCCACAACGUGCACACCCUGCCGAUGAGUCUACGAGAUAAAGGAUCGUUCGCCGGUUGCAUUCAGAAGGUCGACAUCAACGAUCGUACCAUCGCGAUCAUCUCGGAGGCACUCGGUGGUUCGAACGUGGAAAAUUGCCCGCAUGCCUGCGUCGCCCGGCCGUGCGGCCCGCUCGCCAAGUGCGUCCCGAACCUGGAUACGUACGAGUGCCAGUGCAACCCGCAGAACCGCCAGUGCAACCAGGCCGAGGAGCUUCCGUCGGAGGUGAUCGAAAAGCAGCAGCGUUUGCUGCGGCAGCGAAAGCAGCAAGAAGAGCAGCAGCAGCAGCUGGCGCGAACUCCAGUAACCCCACCGUCAUCCCCACCGACACCGACGUCGAGGGGAGGAGGAGUCCCUUCGACAACUCCCGGCCCACCGGAGGACAGAACGCUCCCGCACGACAACAAUCCAUCCGAUGGAACCGAUGGCGGUUCUCAGGAGAGCGACGAAGGCUACGAUGACUACUACCAGGAGGACGAUGAUGAUGAUGCUGACGCGGACGAUGGUGACGACGACGACUGCGGUGUCUACGACUACGGGCAACCGAGCGGGGACCAGCGCUGGGAGGCGUACGACAUAAGAACGCCCGCACCGGCAUCGGUAGCUAAUGAGGCGGAUAAACAAUCGAGUUCUCCGGCGAGCAAACCGACGACAACGACGACGGCGGCGACCACCAUCGCUAAUGAAAAGAUAAUCGCGUGGAUCGAUAAGCAGAAAUCAAAGGAAUCGUUGUCGACGGAAUCGAACGAUUACGCAGACUACGCCUACGGGGAUGCCCGGGAAGCGCAGGCAGGCAAGAGGGAGCCUUCCGACGAGGUCCGAGACCAAACUGGGUCGGAUGACACGAGCACGAAGGUGGACGGCGGGGAAGGUGUGCAAGUAAUGGAUGACACGCGCCGACCCGAGCCCGAAUUUGGCCGGGAGCUGAAGCAUGAAAUGAUUGUGGUUGCCGAUGGACAGGGCGAAGGAAACGGAGACGAGGCUUACACCGACACCGAGGGCAGGGUGGGGUUGGGGAAAGAUUACGACCAGCAUGGCGACCGGAUACCGUACCGGCCGGAGUAUCUGCUGCGCCGUGGCAAGCAGAGCUGGAGGGAGUCGGCGACGCCGAGAAGGGCCGGACGCCGGGGUCAGACGAGGCCGGAGUUCGAUGGGGCGUUGAUCGAGGAGAUGAACCGGAUUAUGAAAAAUCAUAACGACGACAGCGCGGACGACGCGGACGACAAUGGGUUCUGGGGUGUGGUGUCGGACGGCGAACAUUCGACCACCGACGCGCGGGCCCGAGAACACCUUCGCUGGCUCAACGAUCAUCUGGAGGGCAUGCGGGACUCGCGGGACCAGCGAGGGGAGCAGCAGCCACAGGAACAGCAACCACAGGAACAGCAGCAGAAGCAGCAGCAACAACAGGAGCAACAGCAGCAGCAACAAGACCAGCAGCAAUCGCAGGACGACCCCCGAUACGACGAAGACGACGUCCUACGCAGCAUGAAGUACAAAAACAAAUACUUCCGGAAGUACCAGGGCGCGUGCUUUACCGGCACGGACAGCUACUUUCACUACAGCGACGCGGAAACGAUGCGGCGCGUCAUUAGCUACGAGAUCGAUCUGAAUCUGCGCUUCAAGACGCACUCCACCAACGGGCUGAUCCUUUGGACCGGCCGGCACAGUGCGCUCGAAGGUGACGACUUCCUGUCGCUUGGCAUCGAGAAUGGAUACCUUCAUCUGCGGUACAAUCUCGGCUCCGGUGAAAUUAAUAUCAAAUACAACGCCACCAAAGUCAGCGACGGUCUGUGGCAUCGGGUGCGAGCGUUACGGAACUCGCAGGACGGCACGCUGAAGGUUGACGGUGGAAAGCCAAUCACCAGACGAUCGCCCGGUAAGCUGAGGCAGCUCAACACGGACACCGGACUGUAUGUCGGUGGGUUGCCGGCGGCCCCGCACUACACCCGCCAGCGGUACCGGACGGGGAUGGCGGGCUGCAUCUCGGAGCUGAUACUGGCCGGCGAGCUGCGGCUGAAUUUCGACGCGACGAUACUGGGCACGGCACACAACGUCGAACCGGGCGCCCCAUGAAGGUAGAUGUUCUCGCCACCAGCCCAGCCUGCCACCGGUGGGCGGAGGACGGCACGCCGAUCAACCCGCGGAAGCAACGGUGUGAGUUCGUCCGCGCAUUCGGGCGCCACGCGAGUACGAAACCUUAAAUCGGGCAGCAGAGUAUAAAAAACAAUCUUAAACAAAAACAACUAGUCGAAAUUAAACCAAAGCGAGCUGAUGGAAGCAGAAUCUCAACAACAAUACCGACAGAAACACACACACAUACACAAGAAAACGUCCAGCCGAAGAGCGAACAGGAAAAAAGAGAAACAAAAGUAGCUAAAUUCUCAGUGUAUAGCAAAAAAGGGAAAACAAAACGUCAUAUUUAUUUCAUAACAGCAACAAAACUAGAAACGAUACUCGUGUAAACAAGCGAGUACGAAGCGUCAACAGAGGAACGGGAAGUUAGGGAGGUAGAACUUAAGAAAGAGUGAAUGUGAACAACCAAGCAAACAAAAUCUGUAGCCAGCAGCAUGAAGAGGAAAAAAACAACACAAACGCCAGACAAAAAGAGUGUGAAUCGAGUGAACGAAAAUCGAAUGAAUGUAAUGGAUCAGACAGGAGCAGAUCGGAGAAAGAGUUGAAACCAGAUAAGGUAAGACCGUGCGAAUGAAAACAGAGUGAAAAGAAGUUCUGGAAUGCUAGCGAACACUCACAAACACACCCAAGUCACCGAAAGUAGAGUAAAUCAGUUUUGUACAAAAACAAUCGACAACACAGCAAGUUUGGGAGCAUAGCAAAGAAAACGAGAGUGUAUCAUCUGAUAAGAUUUGAGUUAAAGUGUUCUUUUUUGGAAAAGAAGCAAUGUCUGGUUCGUG
Molecule: messenger RNA, 5246 nt
Organism: Anopheles coustani
Lineage: Eukaryota; Metazoa; Arthropoda; Insecta; Diptera; Culicidae
Exons: 18
Coding region: 1-4407 (1468 amino acids)
Molecular function (GO): calcium ion binding
Source: RefSeq, a predicted model, not a curated record